Peromyscus leucopus (white-footed mouse) is the source of this 5873-nucleotide messenger RNA. RefSeq names its product sodium voltage-gated channel alpha subunit 11 (gene Scn11a). Gene Ontology annotation, biological process: sodium ion transmembrane transport; membrane depolarization during action potential; neuronal action potential. The record is from RefSeq and is a predicted model, not a curated record. The transcript has 26 exons. NCBI's taxonomy places the organism in Eukaryota, Metazoa, Chordata, Mammalia, Rodentia, Cricetidae. Bases 1 to 5307 code for a protein of 1768 amino acids. Gene Ontology annotation, molecular function: voltage-gated sodium channel activity. Gene Ontology annotation, cellular component: plasma membrane; axon; voltage-gated sodium channel complex.
AUGGAGGACAGGUACUACCCAGUGAUUUUCCCAGAUGAGCGCAAUUUCCGCCCCUUUACUUCCGACUCUCUGGCUGCAAUAGAGAAGCGGAUCGCCAUCCGAAAGGAGAAGAAGAAGUCCAAAGACAACGCAGCAGCUGAGCCCCAGCCUCGGCCUCAGCUUGACCUAAAGGCCUCCAGGAAGUUACCUAAGCUUUAUGGUGACAUUCCCCGUGAUCUGACAGCGAAGCCCCUGGAAGACCUGGACCCAUUCUACAGAGACCAUAAGACAUUCAUGGUGUUGAACAAGAAGAGGACAAUAUAUCGCUUCAGUGCCAAGCGGGCCUUGUUCAUUUUGGGACCUUUCAAUCCUGUCAGAAGUUUAAUGAUUCGAAUCUCUGUCCAUUCGGUCUUCAGCAUGUUCAUCAUCUGCACGGUGGUCAUCAACUGUAUGUUAAUGGCCUAUUACGGGGACAGAAGUUCAGACAAGGACUCUGUUUUAGAAUACAUCUUCACCGGGAUUUAUAUUUUAGAAGCUGUGAUUAAAAUAUUGGCAAGAGGCUUCAUCCUGGAUGAGUUUUCCUUUCUCCGAGACCCGUGGAACUGGCUGGAUUUCAUUGUCAUUGGAACAGCGAUCGCAACUUGUUUUCCAGGAACCAAAGUCAAUCUUUCAGUUCUUCGUUCCUUCCGAGUGUUUAGAGCUCUGAAAGCAAUAUCUGUUGUUUCAGGUCUGAAGGUUAUUGUUGGGGCUCUGCUACGCUCUGUGAAGAAGUUGGUGGACGUGAUGAUCCUCACCCUCUUCUGCCUGAGCAUCUUUGCCCUGGUUGGUCAGCAGCUCUUCAUGGGAAUUCUGAACCAGAAAUGUAUUAAGCCCGACUGUGGCCCGGACCCUACGUCCAACCAGGAUUGCUUUGCAAAGGAAAAUAACAGUGAUGACUUCAUGAUGUGUGGCACCUGGUUGGGCAGCAGAUCCUGUCCUAAUGGUUAUACAUGCAAUAAAACCUCAUUUAACCCCGACUAUAAUUAUACGAACUUUGACAACUUCGGCUGGUCCUUUCUUGCCAUGUUCCGGGUUAUGACUCAAGAUUCCUGGGAGAAGCUUUAUCGACAGAUCCUCCGGACCUCUGGAAUCUACUUUGUCUUCUUCUUUGUGGUGGUCAUCUUCCUGGGUUCUUUCUAUCUGCUCAACUUAACCCUGGCUGUUGUCACCAUGGCUUAUGAAGAACAGAACCGGAAUGUAGCUGCAGAGACAGAGGCCAAGGAAAAGAUGUUUCAAGAAGCCCAGCAGCUGUUAAGGGAGGAGAAAGAGGCUCUGGUUGCCAUGGGAAUCGACAGAAGUUCACUUAAUUCCCUUCAAGCAUCAUCCUUUUCUCCAAAGAAGAGAAAGUUUUUUGGUAGUAAGACAAGAAAGUCCUUCUUUAUGGGAAAGUCUAAGAAGAAUCGAGCCUCAGCAUCAGAUUCAGAAGAUGAUUCCUCUAAAAACCCACAGCUCCUUGAGCAAACCAAACGACUGUCCCAGAACUUGCCGAUGGACCUCUUUGAUGAGCGUGUAGACCCCUUCCACAGGCAGAGGGCACUGAGUGCCGUCAGCAUCCUGACCAUCACCAUGCAAGAACAAGAAAGAUCCCAGGAGCCUUGUCUCCCAUGUGGGAAAAACUUGGCAUCUAAGUACUUGGUGUGGGACUGUAGCCCUCGGUGGCUGUGCAUAAAGAAGGUCCUGAGGACCGUGGUGACAGACCCCUUCACUGAGCUGGCCGUCACCAUCUGCAUCAUAAUCAACACCAUCUUCCUGGCCAUGGAACACCACGACAUGGAUGACGCUUUUAUAAAUCUACUGAAAAUAGGAAACUGGGUUUUCACUGGGAUUUUCAUGGCAGAAAUGUGUCUAAAGAUUAUCGCACUGGACCCUUACCACUACUUCCGUCAUGGCUGGAACAUCUUCGACAGCAUUGUUGCCCUUGUGAGUCUCGCCGAUGUACUACUCAACAGCCUGUCCGACAGCAACAGUCGCCGCUCAAAUCGCAGGUUCUUGGCUUCCUUCAGAGUGCUGAGAGUCUUCAAGUUAGCCAAAUCCUGGCCCACUUUAAACACUCUCAUUAAGAUUAUUGGCCACUCUGUGGGUGCGCUUGGAAACCUGACAGUGGUCCUGAGCAUUGUGGUCUUCAUUUUCUCCGUGGUUGGCAUGCAGCUUUUUGGCAACACCUUCAACAAGACCUCCUGUACUGCACAGGAGCCGUGCAUGCGGCGCUGGCACAUGGGAGAUUGCUAUCACUCCUUCCUGGUGGUGUUCCGCAUCCUCUGCGGGGAAUGGAUUGAGAACAUGUGGGAAUGUAUGCAGGCCGUGAAAGGCUCUACACUGUGUGUCAUCGUCUUUGUGUCGAUCAUGGUGGUCGGAAAGCUUGUGGUGCUUAACCUCUUCAUUGCCUUGCUGCUCAAUUCCUUCAGCAAUGAGGAGAAGGAUGGGAACCCUGAAGGGGGGACCAGGAAAACCAAAGUGCAGCUGGCUCUGGAUCGGUUCCGCCGGGCCUUUGCCUUUGUGGCGCACACGCUUCAGAAUUUUUGCUGCAAGAAAUGUAGGAGACAAAAUUCACCAAAGCCAAAAGAGACUCCAGGAAGUUUUGACAGUGAGAAUGAAGACGUCAUCCCCUUGGAUACAAAGCCCUGGAAGGAGUUUGAUGCACAAAUGACUUUGGACACUGGGCAUGACAGGGCUCACUUGGCCCCGCUUGCAGAGGAAGAGGAUGACAUUGAAUGCCAUGAUGAACUCAGAGCCUCACCCGUCUCACAGGUUAGUGCUGAAGUUCAGACCUGUGACGUCCCUCUGGAGACCAAGCAGCCCACCAGCCCAGAUGAUCCAGGUGUUUUGGAAAUGGAAGUGUUCUCUGAAGAAGACCUGCAUAAGAGUGCUCGGAAGAAGUCUGAUGCUGUGAGUGUGCUCUCAGAAUGCAGCACGAUUGACCUGAAUGAUGUCUUUAGAAAUUUACCAGGAACAGAUCUCCCCAAAAGGCAACCAGACAGGUGCUUGCCCAAAGGCCUCAGUUGUCAUUUUCUAUGCCACAAAACAGACAAGAGAAAGUCCCCCUGGGUUGUGUGGUGGAAUCUUCGGAAAACCUGCUACCAAAUCGUGAAGCACAGCUGGUUUGAGAGUUUUAUAAUCUUUAUCAUCCUGCUGAGCAGUGGAGCACUGAUAUUCGAAGAUUUCAAUAUCUCCACACGGCCUAAAAUUGAGCAAUUACUAAGGUGUACUGAUAAUAUUUUUACAUUUAUUUUUAUUUUGGAAAUGAUUCUAAAAUGGGUGGCCUUUGGAUUUCGGAAGUAUUUCACCAGUGCCUGGUGCUGGCUUGAUUUCCUCAUUGUAAUCGUAUCUGUGGUCAGUCUCGCGAACUCACCAAGCUUGAAGUCCUUCCGGACUCUGCGAGCACUGAGGCCUUUGCGGGCGCUGUCUCAGUUUGAAGGAAUGAAGGUUGUGGUCAAUGCCCUCAUCAGUGCCAUACCCGCCAUUCUCAAUGUCUUGCUGGUCUGCCUCAUUUUCUGGCUCAUAUUUUGCAUCCUGGGAGUAAAUUUUUUUUCUGGGAAAUUUGGAAGAUGCAUUAAUGGGACAGAUAGAAAUGGAUACAUCAGUCACACCAAAAUUCAAAACCGAAGCCAAUGUGAAGGUAGCAAAUACUUGUGGGAGGUCCCGAAAGUCAACUUUGACAAUGUGGGGAAUGCCUACCUCGCUCUGUUGCAAGUGGCAACAUACAAGGGCUGGCUGGACAUUAUGAAUGCAGCUGUUGAUUCCAGAGGGAAAGAUGAGCAGCCGAGCUUUGAGGCGAAUCACCUUGCGUAUCUUUACUUCGUGGUUUUUAUCAUCUUUGGUUCCUUCUUCUCCCUGAACCUCUUCAUUGGAGUUAUUAUUGACAACUUCAACCAGCAGCAGAAAAAGAUAAGUGGCCAAGACAUUUUUAUGACAGAAGAACAGAAGAAAUACUACAAUGCAAUGAAAAAGUUAGGAACCAAGAAACCUCAAAAACCCAUCCCAAGGCCACUGAACAAAUGUCAAGCCUUUGUGUUCGACCUGGUUACAAGCCAGGUCUUUGAUGUCAUCAUUUUGGGUCUUAUUAUCCUAAAUAUGGUUAUCAUGAUGGCUGAAUCUGAAGGCCAGACCCACCAAGUGAAGAAAAUCUUUGAUAUUCUCAACAUAGCCUUUGUGGUCAUCUUUACCAUAGAGUGUCUCAUCAAAAUCUUUGCUUUGAGGCAGUACUACUUCACCAAUGGCUGGAAUUUAUUUGAUUGUGUGGUCGUGGUUCUUUCUAUCAUUAGUACCUUGGUUUCUGGCCUGGAGCACAGUAACAUUCCUUUCCCACCCACGCUCUUCAGAAUCGUUCGCUUGGCGAGGAUUGGCCGAAUCCUCAGACUGGUUCGUGCGGCCCGAGGCAUCAGGACGCUCCUCUUUGCCUUGAUGAUGUCUCUCCCCUCUCUCUUCAACAUUGGUCUGUUGCUCUUCCUGGUCAUGUUCAUUUAUGCCAUCUUUGGGAUGAACUGUUUUUCCAAAGUGGAGAACGGCUCUGGAAUCGAUGACAUCUUCAACUUUAAAACGUUUUCAGGCAGCAUGCUCUGUCUCUUCCAGAUAACCACUUCAGCUGGCUGGGAUGCUCUCCUUAGCCCCAUGCUGGAUUACAAACCCUCCAACUCCUCCUCUCGUGACAGCUGUCAGCAGCCACUGAUAGCCAUAAUCUACUUCGUCAGUUACAUCAUCAUCUCCUUUCUCAUCGUGGUCAACAUGUACAUUGCCGUGAUCCUGGAGAACUUCAAUACGGCCACAGAAGAAAGCGAGGACCCUUUGGGUGAAGAUGACUUUGAAAUCUUCUAUGAGAUCUGGGAGAAGUUUGAUCCUGAAGCGACACAGUUCAUCCAGUACUCGGCUCUCUCUGACUUUGCUGAUGCUCUGCCUGAGCCGUUGCGUGUGGCCAAGCCGAACAAGUUUCAGUUUCUAGUGAUGGAUCUGCCCAUGGUGACCGGUGAUCGCCUCCACUGCAUGGAUGUUCUCUUUGCCUUCACCACCAGGGUCCUCGGGAACUCUAGUGGCUUAGAUACCAUGAAGGCAAUGAUGGAGGAGAAGUUCAUGGAGGCCAAUCCUUUCAGAAAGUUGUAUGAGCCCAUCGUCAGCACCACCAAGAGAAAGGAGGAGGAGCUGUGUGCCGCUGUCAUCCAAAGGGCCUUCCGGAAACACAUGGAGAAGGUGAUCAAGCUGAAGCUACGAGAUAGGUCAAGUUCAUCACACCAAACAUUUUGCAAUGGAGACUUGUCUAGCUUGGAUAUGGCCAAGGUCAAGGUUCACUAUGACUGAGCUCUCACCUUCACCCCUACCUCACAGCCUCACAGCUUAGCCUCCAGCCUCUGAGCUCUGGGGAGCCAUAGCUCAGCCUACGAACAAGCAGUGGACUCCCUGAACGAGUCAUUCAUUUGUUUUCUGUGCUAAAAGAGGUGAUACAUAUAUAUUAGUGUUCAUUUAAAAAUGAUGCUCGAAGGAAUUUAAGAUAAGGCUACCCAGGAACCACUGGGGCUGGUUUAAUGAAGAAAGACAUGGAAAGGGCACAAAAGACGUCCACAGUAAUGGUAGGCUUGAAAUACAGUUCAAAUUAUGUAAAUAUAAAAGGAUGAGAAGGAAAAAAUCACAUGAAAAUCUUAGGUUGUGUUCUCGGUAUAUUUCCCAAGGUGUCUAUUUAAUUUUUCAUGUCUCUUUUGCAUGUUAAAUGAAAAGUCAAAACCUGCAAUAAGCAAAUAGCUUGUUGCAUUUGUCUCUACCAGCUCUAAGUAUUUUGGGUGUAUAGCUCAAACCAGAAGCAUGAUCCUGACUUGUCAGUUAGCACCAUCUUCAGAAGCUCUGAUCUGUCACGGGUGUCUAACAAAUAA